GCCUUUGAGCGACCAAUCAACCAGUCACAACGUUUGUAAACAGAAAAGGAUUUCAGAGAGGUUAUAACUUUUGACAGUUGGAAAUUAUAAUAUUCUUUUUCUAAUAAUAAUUAAUUUAUUAUGUCAGAAGAAAAGUGUGGAAACACUUGUCAGUUCAUUUUUAAAAAGCGUAAUAUUAAAGCAAAGGGUGCUCGAAAAAGACAGGACACUUCAGAAUCAGAAAAUAGCGAAGAUGAACAUGAAAAUACUGUUAUCAAACCUUUAUCAAGAAAAAGAAAAGUAAAUUUAAAUAUUCAAAGUACUGCUGAUACUAAGAAGAAGAAAGAUGACACUAAUGAAUCACUAAGUGAUACUGAUGAAAAUGAUGAAGCAGUUUCAGUUAAUUACAAAUCAAACAGAUCUGCAAUGCCAAGCGGACCAUCUGAUCAAUUAGCCACAGCUAUUCUGGAAACUGAAACUGAAAAAGACCGAGAUGCUCAAGCAAUUUUUGAAAAACGACUUGAAAUUAAUAAAGAACUUGAAGGACAGGUAGAUGACAAGGUGUACAGAGGAUUAAAUAAUUAUGCCCAAUAUUAUAAACCUAAGGACACUGCUGCAGGAAAUGCAAGCUCAGGGUUAGUUAGGAAAGGUCCUAUCAGAGCCCCAGCUAACUUAAGAGCUACUGUUCGAUGGGAUUAUCAACCAGAUAUAUGUAAAGAUUAUAAAGAAACAGGGUAUUGUGGUUUUGGAGACAGUUGUAAAUUUUUGCAUGAUAGAAGUGAUUAUAAACAUGGCUGGCAACUGGAAAGAGAAUGGGCUUCUGGUGAAUAUGGACAUGAAAGUGAUGAUGACAAAAAAUACGAAAUUGACUCUGAUAAAGAAGAUUUGCCAUUCAAAUGUUACAUUUGCAGGAAAAGUUUUGUUAAUCCAAUUGUUACAAAAUGUAAACAUUACUUUUGUGAGGGUUGUGCAUUGAACAGAUAUAAGAAGACUUCAAGAUGUGCUAUUUGUUCUGCUCAGACAAAUGGGGUAUUUAAUCCAGCAAAAGAAUUAAUUGCAAAGCUUAAACAUCUAAAAGAACAAGAGGAAGAAGAAGAACAACAAAAUAAUUCAAAUUCUGACUCUGACUGAUUUUGUAUUUAAGUACAAAAAGAAUAUUAAGUAUGUAAUUUUAAGAAAUUAUAGAGUUUUAUUUAUA
Agrilus planipennis (emerald ash borer) is the source of this 1177-nucleotide messenger RNA. RefSeq names its product RING finger protein 113A (gene mdlc). Gene Ontology annotation, molecular function: metal ion binding. The transcript is spliced from 5 exons. The coding region runs from base 121 to 1110 and encodes 329 amino acids. The record is from RefSeq and is a predicted model, not a curated record. NCBI's taxonomy places the organism in Eukaryota, Metazoa, Arthropoda, Insecta, Coleoptera, Buprestidae. Gene Ontology annotation, biological process: snoRNA splicing. Gene Ontology annotation, cellular component: U2-type spliceosomal complex.